Molecule: messenger RNA, 315 nt
Organism: Marasmius oreades (fairy-ring Marasmius)
Lineage: Eukaryota; Fungi; Basidiomycota; Agaricomycetes; Agaricales; Marasmiaceae
Exons: 1
Coding region: 1-315 (104 amino acids)
Source: RefSeq, a predicted model, not a curated record
AUGGACGGGAACCGAACAAAUGUGUUCCCAUCAUCCCUGGCUCCGGUCACAACCACUUCCCUUCGAAGGCUUCACAUAAAAGGGAACCUAGAAACGGAAGUCUUUCCGUUACUUUCCCACCUCAGAUUACCCUCUCUUAUAUCACUUGAGAUAAGUGGCUCUUCAACGGCCGAUUCUCAACAUGAUCUACCUAUCCUCAUGCAAACUCAAGCAACUUACAUUACAAUUUCCGGUUUACGACCUUCCCUCCCUCCUGAAAAUUCUAGAGUCAACUUCCUACCUCACUUGCCUCCACCUCAGGUUGACCAUGACUAA